AUGGAUACGCUUGCAACUGAAAAUCCUUCAACUUCUCUACCAUCUCAGCAGCAGAUAGCCCUUGCUAUUGCCAUUAUCAGAUGUAAACCCGCAGGAGUGCCAUUGCGAGAACACAUUCUCCAUCUACGGUCCCAGAUCAAGCUUGGCCAAGAUCCAAGAGAAAGAGCGAACCCGGGAUGCUAUGUUGAUCAAGUGGCCUACUGGAAGGAACGAUGCAAGCGAGCAGAAGAUGAAUGUGACCGACUUCGCAAUGUCAACAUCAAACUUGAGAGAUCGAACCAACUACUAUCAAAUCAACCAAGUGCAGUGCCAGACCUCGAAGCGGAUGCCAAUUUUCGGCCGCCAUCAUCAACGAAAAACUUGAAGCGACCAAGGCGGUCGCAAAAACAGGCCCAAGGUCCGGUCGCUGCCGCACAAGAAACUGUCGAUCAGGACUUGGAUUUCCUAGAGUCUCUUGGAAGAUAUGGCAACACCCUCAUGGAAUCAAUGUUCAGUGUUCAUUCCCUAUGUAAAAAUAGUGAUCCCGAUGCCAGCACAUUAUGUUCACAUCUGCUAAGCAGUGCUUCAUCCAUGGGGAAAGUCUUACUGUUCAUUGCCCAAAAUCACGGCACUCUGGCUCAACAGGGAUACAAAAACUCUAGUGGAGCAACCUCCCUGGAGAAAGACAAAUCGAACUUUGCUAAUGCACUCUCGGUGUGCGCCAGAACUUUCAUGUCUAUACUAGUCGGGUUGGACAAGCUUACAAAGUUAGAACUCGACAAAAGACUAGCAAGUUUGGUUAUUUGUGAGUUGGCAGACAUGUUCAAAGUGGCACUUAGGGCUAUCGAGAUAUCCGCCUGGCUCACUGCACAAAGCUUUCUCUCGCAGCCACCGGCCCAGAAGAAAAGCAAGACAAAGGCAUCUUCAAACACCAUCGGAGAGUCCAGUCCAGCCAGAGCAGUCGCACAUCUCCUUAUCAGUUUUCUGGGUCUCCUAGAAAAGAAUGAUGAAAUUCAUCAAAGGAUCUUCGACGGCUUCAUCUUUGUUCUUUUCGAACGCGUCGGUAGGAGACUCUAUUACUCGACCUUCGGCCAGCACCGCUCUUCUAGUGUCGAAAUGAACAUCCUACCUCUACCUGACGCAAAGGAUGCAGCUGAAGCCUCGAAGCGAGAUUGUGAUGCACUUUCCCUGCGUUUGGAAGCCAAAGCACUCAUUCUAAUUCUUGAGCGAGCAAUGGGUCUGGCCCCAAACCACAUGAACUCACAAAGCCUUAGAGCGCAGCAGAAUCCAAAUCGAGCUAUCCGUACAAUGAGUAUCAAGAAUAUCACUACUACCUCGAGGGCCCGUCUGAGUCCGCUUGCCAAAGAUCGGCUGCAGCGUACGCUUGUCGCGUGCAUGUAUGGACACAGUACUGACGAUGACUUUUUGGACGUUCUUACGAAGCCGAUGCCUCAAAUGCGUCUGGGUUCGUUGCAGAAUGUGUCCAAGGUGGAGGAUGAAGACGUGGAGACAUGGUAUAAGGAGGAGGUCUGGCGGCUUGUUGGCUGGGAUAUUCUUGCGCGGGAGAGUGGGUGGUAA
Bipolaris victoriae FI3 is the source of this 1557-nucleotide messenger RNA. RefSeq lists its product as hypothetical. The transcript is spliced from 2 exons. The record is from RefSeq and is a predicted model, not a curated record. NCBI's taxonomy places the organism in Eukaryota, Fungi, Ascomycota, Dothideomycetes, Pleosporales, Pleosporaceae. Gene Ontology annotation, biological process: meiotic DNA double-strand break formation; DNA recombination. The coding region runs from base 1 to 1557 and encodes 518 amino acids.